AUGCUCUAUUUACUAUAUUUCAGAAAAUCCUAAAAUAAGUUAAUUGUUUAGAAAUAAAAUAAAGUUGUUCCAGCUCCUGAAUAACCACAUGUAUAAUUACAUCGUUCUUAAUCUGUUGAAUAAUCACUUAAAAAAAAUUUUAGACGUCAAAAUAAUCGACAUGGAACUCAAUCUGUUGAAACUUUUAAUGAAUCUGCUCAAAAAAGUUAAUCUUACUCUGUUAAAACUCCAUCAAAUUUGUUUUCAUCUAAAUAUUAGAUUCUCAAAGUCAGUUCUAAUGUUUUUACUAUGGAUAUUUCUUAAUAAAAAGAUAAAUUAUAAUCCAUACCUUCAAUGCAAGAAUUGCCAGAUACAGUAAGAGUUUAAGAUGCCAAUUUAUUAACAAUUACAGAAACAGAUGAGACACGAACAGAAUUUCUACAUUCAAGAACGAUUUUUAAAUUAAUUAAUAGGUUACUAGUAUUACAAGGAUUUUUAGGAUGCAUGUUAUUUAAUAAUUUGCAUUUUGCAUUAGCAAGUUUGCUUUCCUUAAUUACAAUUUGGAUUAUUAGAUUUUUCUAAACAACUAAUAUUUAUUUUGAUGUCUUCUAAUUGACACUUUUUGUUUCCUUUGAUAUUACAUCUCUAUUCUUUUUUUAUCCAAAUGAAAUAUGGACAUAUACAUAUUUGGUUUUGCUUGGAAUAGAAAUUUUUUUGGAAUUAAUUAUAUUGAAUACUUAAAAGUAGAAAAAUUUUGAAAAUUUACAAACUACCGCAUAAGAUCAACCUUGA
Molecule: messenger RNA, 771 nt
Organism: Paramecium sonneborni
Lineage: Eukaryota; Ciliophora; Oligohymenophorea; Peniculida; Parameciidae
Source: the annotation of a GenBank genome assembly